Molecule: messenger RNA, 3663 nt
Organism: Scylla paramamosain (green mud crab)
Lineage: Eukaryota; Metazoa; Arthropoda; Malacostraca; Decapoda; Portunidae
Gene: NitFhit
Product: nitrilase and fragile histidine triad fusion protein NitFhit-like
Biological process (GO): nucleobase-containing compound metabolic process
Molecular function (GO): bis(5'-adenosyl)-triphosphatase activity; hydrolase activity, acting on carbon-nitrogen (but not peptide) bonds, in linear amides
Source: RefSeq, a predicted model, not a curated record
UGUUCUCCCGGAGCCGAACCACAAGUUUGCUGGAAGUGGCAGCGCCGAAGUGGAGACUGGGCUGAUGCUAUGGCUGGCUCGCUGCUUUAAUAUUUCCACCGUUUUCUGCAUUGAUUCCCCGCGUAGUGAAGAAGAGAAGCAAGGCUGUGUUGAGGUGAGGUGAGGUGCUAGAUGACCCUGCUGCUGCUCGGCCGGCUCCUGGUGGCUCCCGGCCGUGUCUUUCUGCCUAGCACCACCACCACCGCCACCACUGCUGCCACCGCCACCGCCACACGCCUGGCAGCGCUCACCAGACGCACCAUGGCUCAGGCAAGCGUACAGAGCGCUCGUCGGGUGGCGGUGACACAGAUGACAGCCACAACAGACAAAGAGCGCAACUUCAACAUAUGUGCGGAUUUAGUGGAGCGAGCAACACAGUGUGGAGCGCAGAUGGUGUUUCUCCCUGAGGCGUGUGACUUCAUAGCAGAGUCGAAGGAGGAGUCGGUGCAGCUGGCAGAGUCACUUUAUGGCCCUCUGGUAGCCAAAUACCGUAAGCUGGCCGCCUCCCUUAAGGUGUGGCUGUCCCUCGGUGGCCUACACGUCAAGGAGGAGGGAGAAGACAAGAUCAGCAACACCCACGUAGUGAUUGAUGACCGGGGGGAGCUGGCAGCCACUUACGUCAAGACCCACCUGUUUAGUGUUCAUAUCCCGGAGAGGAACCUGCACCUGGAAGAGAAGACCUAUGUGACCCCUGGCUCGGCAGUGACCCCCCCCAUUGCCACCCCUGUCGGCGAGGUGGCCCUGGCGAUUUGCUAUGACAUGAGGUUCCCGGAGAUGAGUCUAAUGCAGCGAUCCCUCGGCGCCCACAUCCUUACCUUCCCCUCUGCCUUCACUGUCACCACCGGCCUGGCCCACUGGGAGCCCUUGCUACGAGUGAGAGCCAUAGAGACGCAGUGCUAUGUAGUGGCGGCAGCACAGACAGGGCAGCACAACAAGAAGAGAUCAUCAUAUGGUCAUGCUAUGAUAGUGGAUCCCUGGGGGGCAGUCAUCAGCCAGGUGAGCGAGGGCACAAACUUUGCAGUGGCAGACAUAAACCUUGACUACCUGGAGACAAUCAGGAGGGAGAUGCCUGUGCAGAGCCAUCGCCGCGCUGACCUCUACCACACCAGCCUGCUGCCUCACCACAUGCCUGGCCUGCGGGUGUGUGAGUUAGUGCCGCCGCCCAGCCACUACGUCAGUUACCAGUUUGGGGGUGUGCGUGUGCCUGGCGGGUGUGUGUUCCUGAAGACUCACCUGUCACAUGCCUUUGUCAACAAGAAGCCACUGGUGCCUGGGCAUGUUUUGCUGACCCCUGAGCGACCGGCCCUGCGUCUGGCCCACCUGAGUGCUGCCGAGGUGAGCGACCUGGCCCAGCUCACCCAGCGCACCCUGGAUGUCGUCAUGGACCACUACCGCCCUGACAGCUGCCAGGUGGCCAUCCAGGACGGCCCUGCUGCUGGCCAGACCAUUGAUCACGUCCACCUGCACAUUGUUCCCCACUCGGCCGCACUACGCAAGGCUCUGCAGGGCCACGAGGGGAACCCAGAGAGGCCGUGGCGGGAGGAGAACGAGAUGGAGGAGGAGGCAAAUACAUUGAGACAAGUGGCCGCUCGAGUCCUGCCAGCCUUGUCCUCACCCACUCCUCAAGUCCCCAGAGCUGCUGUGCUGGACUGGGAGCUGCCCCGCCUGCUGCCGCUUGGCCCAAUUGCUGUGCCCGACGCUGCUGUGGUGCUCAAGACCAAGCAUUCCUGUGCCUUUGUUGCUCCAAACCCAAUCCUGCCUGGCCAUGUGUACGUGUCGUCGCUGGCGCCAUGUGAGGGUCUGCGGAGGGCCGGUGCAGCACAGGUUGUCGACUUGUUUCUGGCAGCUCAAAUGGUGCAGAAGUGUGUGGAGACUCACCAGGGGGCAGCAGCCUCUACCCUGGUGAUGCUGGAGUCUGCUUGUCCUCACCAGCAGCACCUACAAAUACAGAUCGUGCCACGCAGUGAGGACGACCUGCCCACCAAUGACGACAUCUACUCCGCCGUCCUGAGUCACGCCAGCCAGGCACCACAGUGGACCUUCACCGCAGAGCUGGCCGCCGUCGCCAGCCAGCUCAGGGGUCUGGUGUCCCUCAUGUGAAGACCCCAGUGUGUUGUGGUGGUGGUGGCUCGCUGCACUGUGUUGUGUGAAGGGAGUCUGUCUUUGCUAACCUAAGUCGUGUGUGUGUGUGUGUGUGUGUGUGUGUGUGUUGGUGUUUUGUUUUUGGUGUGUUUGAAUGUUACCUAACCUAACUAAACCUAACCUAAAGAGUGGUGAUCUUUGCUAACCUAAACCAUGUGUGUGUGUGUGUGUGUGUGUGUGUGUGUGUGUGUGUGUGUGUGUGUGUGUGUGUGUGUGUGUGUGUGUGUGUGUGUGUGUGUGUUGGUGUUUUGUUCUGGGUGUGCUUGAAUGUUAACCUAAUCUUAUCUGUGAAAAGUGUUCUAACCUAGCCUAACCUAAUCUAAUCUGCAUCUCUCAGUGUCUUUUAUUUGUUUUUUGAAGUGUGUCUGAAUGUAACCUAACCUAAUCUGUGAGGAAGUGUUUUAACCUAACCUAAACUGAACUGACCUUUACUGACCCAAGCCAGUCACUGCAUCUCCCGGUGUUUGACCCUAACCUAACUGUGACAAAGUGUUCUAACCUUACAUUACCUAAACCAGCUUGCAUCCCUGAGAGUUUGGAUUUCAGGGAAGUGUUUGUAUGUAACCUAACCUAACUACCCAUUCAUCUAUUUAUUAAUCUAUCAGUGCACCAGCUGCCAAUCUCUCUUGGGGAAACUGUCUGACAUAACCUAAUCUGACCUAACCGAAGCCAUCCUGCAUUACUCAGUACGUUGUUUAGUGGAAGUGUUUGAAUGUAACUGAAAAGGAUCUGAUCUAAUCUAACACCAUAACUCCAAUCCUUCGCCAAUCAGUCAGUCAGUCAGUCAGUCAAUCAGUCAGUCAGUCAGUCAGUCAGUCAGUCAUUCAGUCAGUCAGUCAGUCAGUCAGUCAGUCAGUCUUUCUCCUAACCUAACUACCUUUUGUAUACCAGUCAUUCAGUCAGUCAGUCAUUCAGUCAGUCAGUCAGUCAGUCAGUCAGUCAGUCAGUCAGUCAGUCAGUCAGUCAGUCUUUCUCCUUCUAACCUAACUACCUUUUGUAUACCAGUCAGUCAGUCAGUCAGUCAGUCAAGUGUUUCUCUUCUAACCUCUCCAGUCAGUCAGUCAGUCAGUCAGUCAGUCAGUCAAUGUCCAAUUAUAACUAUGUCCUUUCUGUGAUAAAGAUGUAAGAAUUAUUGUAGUAACCUUGUAUGUUUGUAUGUAUGUAUGUUUGUAUGAGUGACUGUGUGUGUGUGUGUGUGUGUGUGUGUGUUUUCCUCAAAGGUGCUGUUUCUUAGUCAACAUACAUAUUCAUUUAGGCUGUGUUAUGUAUAUUUAAGUAUUGGUGUGUGUAUGUGUGUAUGUUAAUUAAUUGGUUAAUUGUGUAUAGUUUUGUAUGAGGGAGAAUUUUGUAUGUAUUUUCAUCUUAAUUAUUGAUAUACUUUGCACUUAUCAUAGUUGUUUAUUCAUAUAUUUACUUAUUUAUUUAUUAUGUUAUUAUUUUUUAGUUCUUUCAUUUCUUACUAUUUACUUACUUUUAAAUUCA